This is a messenger RNA of Perkinsus marinus ATCC 50983, 828 nucleotides long. RefSeq lists its product as hypothetical. The record is from RefSeq and is a predicted model, not a curated record. The annotation marks the transcript as partial. NCBI's taxonomy places the organism in Eukaryota, Perkinsozoa, Perkinsida, Perkinsidae. The transcript has a single exon.
GAGGAUCUCCGAGAGCAGUUUGGUAGUGAUGUAUUCCAGGAUUUACAGACAGUUAUGUCGUGCCAGAGCGAUGCCGCCGCGGAGAUCGCGGUCUUUGGUCGUACGAUGUUGCUUUCGGAUAUGUCCACACGAGUCUUCAAGAAUCGUGAUAAACUCCAUCGUUUGAGUCGGUAUUCUUUGGUCCUGUAUAAUGCAUUGGUAUCGACCAUGUUGCGUGUCACUGGUUGUGGGUUAGAGCUAUUAGAUCCUGUAGUACCUCCAUUAAAGGAGUUCAGUCGGGCAUUGGAGGCCUCACGAUUCCGUCUGGUUGAGGAUAUGGUCAAACCUGAGCUAUUAAAGACCCAUCCACCUCCGUUGGAUAAUAUCAAUCUCACCAUGCAAGAGUGUGUGGAUGCCUUCUUGGGUGCCCGACGAGAUAUGGUACUGGAUGCCCUUAAUGGCUCGGACCGGGCAAUAAGGAUUACUAAUGCAGGUGGCUUCCGUGUCUAUCAUUUGGUUUAUGCAUUAUCAGUCUUUGCUGAGCUAUGGACUGGUCUGGAAUCGGAACUUAUAGGUCGCCAAAGGCCAUGCGAAAUGAUCCGUUUAUCAACUGAUAUGGGCGAUGCUCAUCGUCUUCUUAGAACGAUGUCCACUACACUACCAUCUGCAGCUGAUGCGCCGACUCGUCAGUUGACCUCGAGGCGGCCAUCAAAGUCAUGACUGACAAUGUAUAAUACAAAUCACAUCAUCGACUCUGCAAUGUACCCAAUGAUGGUAUGAAAGCAAUUAAUCAAGCGGUCAGAGCUCACAGAUAUCGCCGAGUACUGAACAGCUGUUUGCUAGGGUUCU